This is a messenger RNA of Anas platyrhynchos (mallard), 1342 nucleotides long. RefSeq names its product iodothyronine deiodinase 1 (gene DIO1). Gene Ontology annotation, biological process: thyroid hormone metabolic process. The record is from RefSeq and is a predicted model, not a curated record. NCBI's taxonomy places the organism in Eukaryota, Metazoa, Chordata, Aves, Anseriformes, Anatidae. Gene Ontology annotation, molecular function: thyroxine 5'-deiodinase activity.
AUGUGGAGCGUCAGGCUGCUGCUACAGAAAGCCCUCGUUCUUCUGCACGUCACUGCGAGCGUUGUCGUCGGCAAAACGCUGAUGGUGCUGUUCCCCAACGCCAUGAAAAGGCACAUCCUAAAACAAGGCGAGAAGAGCAGAAUGAACCAGAACCCCAAGUUCAGCUACGAGAACUGGGGCCCGACCUUCUUCAGCUUCCAGUAUUUACUCUUCGUGCUGAAGGUGAAGUGGAAGAGGCUGGAGGACGAAGCCUACGAGGGACGGCCUGCUCCCAACACACCAGUGGUGACAUCCCAGGGGGACGUCCGGCACCUCUUCGACUUCAUGCGAGGUAACCGGCCUUUAAUCCUGAAUUUUGGAAGUUGCACCUGACCUUCAUUUAUGUUAAAAUUUGAUGAGUUCAACAAGCUCGUCAAAGAUUUCAGCUCGAUAGCAGAUUUCCUUAUCAUCUACAUCGAAGAAGCUCACGCAGCAGAUGGAUGGGCUUUUAAAAACAAUAUCAUUAUUAACAAUCACAGAAGCCUUGAAGAUCGAAAAAUUGCAGCACAACUUCUUCAGAAAAAUAAUCCUUUAUGUCCAGUGGUUUUAGACACUAUGGAAAACCUCAGCAGUUCAAAAUAUGCUGCGCUGCCAGAAAGACUGUAUCUGCUUCAAGAGGGGAAGGUUAUCUACAAGGGAGGAGUGGGGCCUUGGAACUAUCACCCCCAGGAAAUACGCGCCAUCCUGGAAAAACUGAAAUAGAAAAAGAAAGAAGAGGACUUCAGAGUAAAGACUAGCUGGAUAAAAAAAAGCUCAAUGAAUAAGUUUUCAUGGACAUAACUGUUAAAAAAAAUACAAAUAACAGAACACCUAGACAGGGAAUAACACAUGCAUCUAAAGAGCAUUUACAGUGUGGUUCAUCAUUUAUUUGUCUGAAGGUUUUCAAGUUUCAUCGGUACAACCUCAUCUAUCACAUUGUAGUGUCUUACUGCACUUAUACCAGAAGCAGUAACGAACAGUAGCUGAGCUAUUAGGAUUGGAUAUCAACAUUUACAUUCCUAGGGAAUACCAUGCAGGAUAAACCUCAGGGGUGGUGACAUUUGCAAAAGUCAACUGGCAUGCAAAACAACCAAUUUCACAUUAAUAAGUUUCUCUUUCUCUCGUACACAUCCAAUUUUCUUAAAUGUUCACUUCCACAGACUUCAGAAGGCUUCUGAAUAAGACAAUCUCUAUUAACAUUUGUUUCUAUUAAUAUUUGUUAUGACAGUCAUAGCUUAAAGCGCAGACAGCUGUGACCUGAAUUUAGAAAAUAUUUAUAGAAACAAAGGAUUGAUCUGCAAUUAUUAAAAAACUAUCAAGAGCA